Messenger RNA from Gadus chalcogrammus (walleye pollock), 2126 nucleotides. Its product is annotated as myelin basic protein-like. Gene Ontology annotation, molecular function: structural constituent of myelin sheath. The coding region runs from base 142 to 480 and encodes 112 amino acids. NCBI's taxonomy places the organism in Eukaryota, Metazoa, Chordata, Actinopteri, Gadiformes, Gadidae. The record is from RefSeq and is a predicted model, not a curated record. The transcript is spliced from 4 exons.
CGCAUUCCCCCUUUUACGUUUCCGUUGCCCGACUCACCCCCUCGCAUCCUUCGCCUCUCACCCCGUCGUCUGGGAUAAAGAGAACCCAAGCGUUUGGCUUAUUACCGAGAAACUGCCCCCCAGCUUCAACUCUUAAUAACCAUGGCCUCCGCAAGCAGCUCCGCUCAGGCAGCCUUCGGGCUGGGCAGGAAAAAGAAGACCCCCACCCUCAUGGAUCAGAUCGGGACCUUCUUUGGAGGGGACAAGAAGAGGAAGAGCAAGGGGUCCUUCCGUGGAGCUCUGUCCCCCGCCCCCCAGAAAUCCACCGCCGCCUCUCCCCGUAAGCGCGGCACCGAGAACGCCGUGGUGACGUUCUUCAGAACUAUUGGGAGCCAGAAGUCACAGCCCAAAGCAAAGAAGGCGGCAGCCGGGGACGGUAAAGGCAGCCUGACCAAGAUCUUCAAAAUGGGAAGCAGAAGUGCUUCACCAGCCAAGCGCUGAAGAAGUCCCUGAUGGAAGCUUACCCUCUUCCAACGGCAACGCGGGCCCAACCCCUGUCAUCAACAACAAAAACAACAGCAAGGGACGAACGAGAGAGGGAAAAGAAAAUGAAGAAACUAAAAUAUCUCCGUGCCUCUCACUCUCCAAAACCUCAACUGUUUCCUGCAUCUUAACACGCUAACACUUGCCUUAACUGUCCUACGACCUCACCCUUACCACCUUGAUCUCCCCUCCUCCCCCACCUCCCUCUCCAAAUGCGGCUGCUAGAUAUUACAAUCUGUGCCUGCUCCCCAUCCACCCCCCCCCCCCCCAAUCCCAGAGUCCCAUGUAGUGUUCGUCGGCGUUGUAUGGUGUGUUUGCUGCAGUGGUUCCUGCAUUCUCUCACAAGCGCAGCGCUGAUUGGACGCCUGCUGGGCCUCUCGUUACAUGUGCUUCAAAAGUGUCUGUGUCUUUAGUCGUUUUGCUCACAUAAAAGGUGGCUGAAGCGGACGUCACCCGAACAGGAAGUAGAGGGCCGGUCGCAGGUCUUUCUGACCUAACCGCGGACAACCCUUGUGAGUGUGUGAAGAACGGGUGUUGCUACGCAUCAUUUAUUUUUUAAGGUGUUUUUCUGUCUCGUCUUCUCCGUUGUCGUGUCUUCUCCAAGAACCCUGUUUACGCGUCGCUAUGAUUUAUGUUCUAAACCGAUCUAACAUGGUUUUAACGUUACACGUUUUAAUGGAACAUGUUCAUCGUUUUUGUAUUCCUCCUCUCAUCUUUAGACCCUCAUGGGGUCAAACAUGUGUUCUGUCUUCAAUGUGAUGUCUGAUCUACGUUUGUUAAUAAAACAAUGUGACCUGCUGUAAAGCUUUGAGGUGAACACUGAAUAAACAUAGGGCGAUAUAAAAUCUAUGUUUGCAAUAAAUGCAUUGAAUUCCAAUAAAAUGGAUAAUUCUGCAAUGUCUAACAUUGUCCCCAGCUGUGUUUCUUUUUCUCCAAUUCAUAAAAUAAUAGUGUGUAAUGAAGUCAUCUAUAAUGUCAUAAACAUUAUGUUGUGAACCGUUGUUGCUGUCUGAAACAUUUACUCUGCGCUCAGUCUGAGACAGAAGACAGCACCUGAACAAAUGAUGGUCGAAAAUGGAUUUCCCUUGACAACUGCAGACACAUAGCACAACUAAUUCAACCCAAAUGCAAUUCAUCUAUUUGUAUCCAUUAUGCUUUCUGCUACCAACAUAUAAAUUAGGUGCUGUGUUUUUCUACUGUGUGGAUUAUAAAAUUAUUUAAAAAAACAACACAUAUUUCAAUAAGGUGCUCUUUACUGAAUGUUGAAAGGCUGCCCUAACUCGUAAAUGGUGAAUAGUUCCAGAUAAUGUGGUUUCUAUAAUUUAUCAUGUAGAAAAAAUACAAAAAAACUUAUCCGUCAUGAAUUUCUCAACUCCUUGCCUGUGCUUGGGUCUGAAGGCUGUAUAAUCAAGUGUGUACACAAGGUUUGAGUUCCCUUGGACUAUGGGCCCUGUGAAUGAAUGUAUAUUAAAACUCAAGGCCCCCUAUGUAAUCAACUGAAUGCUCUACCUGUAAUAAACAUGACCAGUCCCUUAACUUGAAACAAAUAUGUAAAAUAAUUUAAUUAAAAACCAUGAAACCAAAUACGAGUGUCGGGUGUUUUU